Pelobates fuscus (common spadefoot toad) is the source of this 1611-nucleotide messenger RNA. It is a transcript of the gene BPNT2, whose product is annotated as 3'(2'), 5'-bisphosphate nucleotidase 2. The transcript is spliced from 5 exons. The coding region runs from base 147 to 1217 and encodes 356 amino acids. The record is from RefSeq and is a predicted model, not a curated record. Lineage: Eukaryota; Metazoa; Chordata; Amphibia; Anura; Pelobatidae. Gene Ontology annotation, cellular component: endomembrane system. Gene Ontology annotation, biological process: phosphatidylinositol phosphate biosynthetic process. Gene Ontology annotation, molecular function: 3'-nucleotidase activity.
GUCGUGGGCCGGUGUGAGUGUGGGCGCUGACACCGCUUUCCUGGGCACGCUGGUGGGAGGGCCGAGGCUGGCAGUGCGGAGUGCGGCAGGGCCCAUGUAACGGGCUGCCAGGCGACGUGUCUGCAGGAGUGCCGGUGUCCGGAGCCAUGGCGCCCAUGGGGAUCCGCCUGUCCCCUCUGGGGAUCGGGGUGUUCUGCUUGCUGGGACUGGGGGUGCUCUACCACGUCUACUCGGGCUUCCUGACCAGCCGCAUCUCCGCCUACCUGCUGGGGGACCGGCAGGAGCCUGCGGCCGCGGACACCAUGGUGGAGCUGCGGGAGCUGCUGGCUGUGGCUGUGAGGGCGGCCGAGCUGGGAGGGGAGGAGGUGACCAGAGUCCGAAAAAGUAAUCUCCUCAAUGAGAAACAGAAAGGGAAGACCAAGGAGGGGGCAGACGAUAAGAUGACCAGGGGUGACACGCUGUCCAACAAGAAGAUGUAUCAUCUCAUUAAAAAUGCCUUCCCUGGGGUCCAGGUGAACACCGAAGAGGCGAUUGAAGCUGAUGAUGAGGAUUCUGUUUCGUGGAAUCAUGAUAUUCCUGCAGAAAUAAAGGAGAUCAUCCGAAAUCCAAGCCCAGUAUCCACUGAUAGCAUUACUAUUUGGAUAGAUCCUCUGGAUGCAACAUAUGAAUAUACAGAGAAUCUUGUUCAUUAUGUCACUACAAUGGUGUGCGUUGCUGUAAAUGGGAAGCCAGUUAUCGGUGUAAUACACAAACCGUUCACAGGCUAUACUGCUUGGGCGAUGGUAAAUGGUGGCUCAAACAUACUAAGACGUAGGUCGUAUAACCUGCAAACUCCAACCAUCAUUGUGUCCCGUUCUCAUUCUGGGGUGGUGAAAGAAGUAACCCGUGAAACAUUUGGUAACAAGACCGAAAUAAUUUCUGCCGGAGGAUCAGGUUAUAAAGUUCUUUCAUUGCUUGAUGUGAGAGAAGAGAAACAAGAACACGCUGAUGUUUACAUUCAUGUAACUUUCAUCAAGAAAUGGGACAUUUGUGCCGGUAAUGCAAUAUUGAAUGCUCUUGGUGGUCACAUGACUACACUUAAAGGUGAAGAAAUUAUUUAUACAGGAUCGGAUGGGAAUGAAGGUGGAAUCCUAGCCAGCAUUGGAAUGGACCAUGAUGCACUUGUUCAAAAAUUAGCUGAUAAAAUUCCAUCCAGUGGAAAGAAAUCCCCACAGUAACAAGUACAAAAAUAUACUGACUAUGGUCGGUGCAUAUGAAGACUGAGGCCAGUGCAUGUUAAUGCAGUUUGGUAUGUGUACUUUUGGACACAUUAAAGAUGAUUUUUUUUUUUUUUUCUACUGUAUUAUUCAAGAAAUAGCACCCUAUUUGCAACAUGUCUCCCUGAUUUGAAACGCUAAACGUGGUCAGUAUUGGAUUUAUAAAAUGUAUGUGAGUGAAAUCAAAUUGUAAAUCUACAAAGAGGAGUACAUUUUAAAAGGUGUGUGUGUGUGUGUGUGUAUAUAUAUAUAAAAAGAAUUUUAAAAAGAAUUUACUUAGUUUUAAGUAAAUAAGUGUUUCAAGAUAUUUUUCCACUUCCGCCUUCCCAUUAACUCAAUGAAAAUGAAAAUAAAA